CCCCGGCAACAUAAUCUCCCACUUAGCAAUCGUUCAUCCACCCCCGGAAGACAUCCGCCAUUCCAGCACGAUUAACUCCACCACCGUUUGCGUGUGUUUGCCGUGCACAGUAAUUGCGCGAUGGGAAAUGAUUGAUCUGGCGCAACCGCCCACCGCAGCCGCAUCACUCUCCGGCCUCUCUCUUGAACUGCGCAGCUGGCGCUGCCGGCUAUUAUAACGACGGGCGCUGUUUAGCUUCCGGUGGCCGCGCGCGCCCAGGAGAAUGGGAAGCCCUCGAAACUGCGACCCAUAUAUUGCGAGCCGGUCGCUGAUGUGGCUUAAUUUGCGUUAAUACGGUCGUGUAGCGCGUGCUGUGCUAUUGCCCCCUUUAAUUCCCAACAGAAUACUUUAUGUAUCUAGAAAUCCUGGUAUAUUGAUCAUUAUUAAUGUGCUGGAUAUAUUAGUACAUAAUUACAAUAGUACGACUGUACGCGUAUUUCUAUUUCGCAGAUGUUAUUUAUAUAAUACUAUUACUGAUUUAUGGUUGGGAAUUUUAUUACGUUGAUCAGCGUGCAGUAAUUAUGGAGUUGGGUGUGGUGGCCGUUAUCUUGUGGUUGCUGCCGAUCUUUGCCGGUUAUACGGUGGAGGCCAGUCCCGAUGCGGAGCGGUUAUUUACGUUUUUAAUGCGGGAUUAUAAUAAGUUUGUCCGCCCGGUCAACGAGACGAGGAACCCAUUGAAGCUGCGAUUGAGUUUGAAACUGAUGCAGUUGAUCGGCGUGGAUGAGGUUAACCAAGUUAUUACCACGAGCGUCAUCGCAAGACAGACAUGGCAAGACUACAAGCUGAUGUGGAAUCCGGAGGAAUUCGGCGGCAUCACCCGACUGGACAUCCCGGGGGAUCAGAUUUGGUUACCGGAUCUGGUGUUGUAUAACAAUGCGGAUGGAAAUUACCAAAUCACUCUGGUCAGCAAAGUGAAGGUGAACUAUACCGGGCAUAUCGAAUGGGAACCGCCUGUCAUCUACAAGAGCUACUGUCAGAUUGACGUCCGCUAUUUUCCUUAUGAUAAACAGAACUGUACUUUAAAGUUUGGUUCGUGGACGUACGAUCAGACGCUGGUGGAUUUGGAACCGGAACGGGAUUAUGUUGGUGAUGCGCUAAGAAUUCAAUACGGCAUGGAUUUAUCCGAAUUUAAGCGGAGUAUCGAAUGGGAUGUUAUGCAGACCCAGGCAUGGCGCGACCGGGUCGUUUAUUCCUAUGGACCUUACGUCGACAUCAAGUUUGAGUUUAUCAUCCGACGAAAGCCUUUAUUUUACACCGUGAACCUGAUGAUUCCGUGCGUGUUGAUUUCUUUUCUGACGGUGUUCGUCUUUUAUCUGCCGUGUGAUAGCGGCGAAAAAGUGACGCUGUGCAUUUCCAUUCUUCUGUCGCUGACGGUGUUCGUGCUCCUACUAGCCGAGAUCAUUCCGCCGACAUCUCUAGCGGUGCCAUUAAUGGGACGGUAUCUCCUGUUUACCAUGGUUAUGGUGACAUGCAGUAUUGUUUUCACCAUCAUUGUCAUCAAUAUACACUUUCGCAAUCCGGCCACGCACAAUAUCAACCCGGUGAUAAGGGCCAUCUUCAUUGACUACCUUCCGAAACUCUUAUUAAUUGAACGGCCGACGAUGAAAGACGGAGAGGACACCGAGCACGAGACGGCGGCGGAACGCGAUUACGAGCGGGAACGACAGCGCCGGUUUCUCCUGCAACAGCCGGGUCUGCUGGGAUUCGCCAGUCCCCGGCGCAAAGAUAAUAUCGAACUGAAUCGGGAUGCACGGAAAGCCAUCGACGGAAUUAAUUUCCUCGUGGAACAUGUCCGCGAAACGCAUAAUUUUGCCAACAUUGUCAAAGACUGGAAAUACAUUGCCAUGGUAUUGGAUCGGCUGUUUCUCUGGAUGUUCGCCGCGGCAUGCUUAAUCGGUACAGGAACGUUAAUACUAGAUUCCCCCGAACUCUACGAUUAUUCCAGCGAGCCCAUACCGAAGCGGUGUGAUAUACCCGGUCCCAUUAAAUACGAUAAGUGGAUCUGUUUUGUUCCCGAGGAAGAUGACAUUACGUACUGAUGACAUUGUGGCUGGUGCUCGUCUUGUUUUCUCAAGAUUUGACAGUGACCAGGGGAUUUAUCAUUAACUACAAAUUGCUGUGCAAAGGUCGUGCUGGAUCCUGACCAAAGUACUAAACCGUAGAAGCGAAUUUCCUCCCUUGGAAUUUCAUUAAAGAAAUAUGAUGUGUGAUAAGGCUCAUGGAAAAUAACUACAGUAGCAGUCAACAAUAAUGUUGUGAUAUAAUUUGUUUUCAUGGCACGGCUGAUGAAACGUGUACUGUAGAUGUUUGGUUAGGAUUUUGCGCGAAAUAUUUUGGA
Molecule: messenger RNA, 2377 nt
Organism: Paramacrobiotus metropolitanus
Lineage: Eukaryota; Metazoa; Tardigrada; Eutardigrada; Parachela; Macrobiotidae
Product: acetylcholine receptor subunit alpha-like 1
Exons: 13
Coding region: 561-2078 (505 amino acids)
Biological process (GO): regulation of membrane potential; monoatomic ion transmembrane transport; nervous system process
Cellular component (GO): neuron projection; synapse; postsynaptic membrane
Molecular function (GO): transmembrane signaling receptor activity; acetylcholine-gated monoatomic cation-selective channel activity
Source: RefSeq, a predicted model, not a curated record